Messenger RNA from Porites lobata, 390 nucleotides. NCBI's taxonomy places the organism in Eukaryota, Metazoa, Cnidaria, Anthozoa, Scleractinia, Poritidae. The record is from the annotation of a GenBank genome assembly.
GUGGGAUUACAAAACCGCGAACUUUCGGAAAAACUUCAACUAGAUCCGAAUCUCACCCUGGAAAAAGCUACAAAUUUAGCGAGACAAAGAGAGACGGUGAAACAACAACAAAACAUUCUUAACGGCGGAUUCAAGUCUACUCCAGCGCACGUUGAUGGCAUCGCGAAAGGAAAAUCGCGGAGAAACAAAGAAAACUUCAAAGAGAAGUCGCAAGACAAGUCUAAAGAGAAACCUUCCGAUAGCUCCAAAGAGAAAAAUCCUGAUCAAAAGUGUUAAAGGUGCCUUGGAAAAUUGCACCUGAAGAAAACGUGUCCUGCACGCUUCUCCAAGGGUAACAAGUGUUCAAAAAUCGGUCAUUGGGCGCAGGCUUGUAAAAGUUAAAAACCAGGA